CAACUGUCCAACUCCCAAAAAAAAGGCAUUACGCUUCCUACGCACGCUCGCGCUUCUACCACCCCGUAUCGAUAACAUGGACGCAUCCAUCACUCAACGGCGGAGGAAGCCUCAAGAGAAGGGAACGGACGCAGACUCGCAAGAGCCGACCGGGUCGAGCACGGCCGUCGCACCGAGACGGACGCUUGAUGCCGUGAAACGAGGAUCUGUGAGCAAACUAGUCACUUUGGGCGUGAUCGCAAGUGUUUUCGCAUUAGGAACCUACGUCACCCUCACAUCCCCCCAAACUCCCAACCAAGUCGUGAGGAAACUCAGAGCGGCCGUUUACCUCGAUGACCAGCGGCCACUCUUGGCAAAGCGGGCUACGGCGGGGUACACCUGCGACCCAACGAUAUGUAAACUGCCCAACUGCUUCUGUCCGACUAAAAGUCCGGCGGGCGGGCUUGCUGUGUCAAAUACACCCCAAUUUAUCCUCCUAACCUUCGACGACGCCGUGCAAGUGAUCUCGCACCCUUUGGCUGAGAAGGCAGCGAGCUCAAAGAAUCCAAAUGGGUGUCGGAUACCCGCCACGUUCUUUGUGUCGAAUACGUAUACGAAUUAUCAUAUGGUGCAGAUGUUGCAUGGCGCGGGGCAUGAGAUCGCUCUCCACACAAUGUCCCACAUUGGCAACCCCACCACCCCCGAAAUCGACGGCUGCCGCAAAGCCCUCAACGCCUACGCCGGCAUCCCCCUCGCCGACAUGAAAGGCUUCCGCGCACCGUUCCUCGAAUACAACAUGACUACCUACGCCGCCCUGCGGGACCUCGGUCUUCAGUGGGACUGCAGUAACCCCGUGGAUCCCCCCGGGCAGAUGACGUGGCCGUAUACGCUGGAUGAGGGGUUUCCGGUGGAGUGCAAUACAGGAACAUGCGACUACACAGCCCGCUUUCCAGGCCUGUGGGAGAUCCCAAUGAACACCUUAAUGGAUCCAGCGACCGGCACGGCCCUCUCAUCGAUGGACCCACCGGGCGACCCGGCAUUCUUGCAGAACUUAUUCCGGCACAAUUUCAAGCUGCAUUGGGAGAAUGGGAGGCUGCCGUUCGGUGUUUGGCUGCACGCAGCCUGGUUUCUAGAAGACCCCGUCAAUGACCGCAUGGCCAUCCUCACCGAGUUCUUCGACUGGGCCCGCUCUUACACCAACAACGCGGUCUGGUUCGUAACCCCAACCCAACUGCUCACCUGGCUCCAAAACCCCAUCGGCCUCGACGCCAUGCAAAGCUCGUCUCUGUUCGCGUGUCCGUGGCAGGACGCUCGGGGGGAUGCCAACAAGACGGAGAUCUGCAACGGGGUGGACGAUAACGGAAGUGGGUACACGAAAAAAGACGCCCAAAAAAAAAGACCUACCCUCUCCCCUUUUCUUAUACUGAUGUGAGAUGGGUCAUGUUCUGAU
Molecule: messenger RNA, 1429 nt
Organism: Fimicolochytrium jonesii
Lineage: Eukaryota; Fungi; Chytridiomycota; Chytridiomycetes; Spizellomycetales; Powellomycetaceae
Exons: 7
Biological process (GO): carbohydrate metabolic process
Molecular function (GO): hydrolase activity, acting on carbon-nitrogen (but not peptide) bonds
Source: RefSeq, a predicted model, not a curated record